Messenger RNA from Eremothecium sinecaudum, 1524 nucleotides. It is a transcript of the gene MIC60, whose product is annotated as Mic60p. The record is from RefSeq and is a predicted model, not a curated record. Lineage: Eukaryota; Fungi; Ascomycota; Saccharomycetes; Saccharomycetales; Saccharomycetaceae. The transcript has a single exon. Gene Ontology annotation, cellular component: MICOS complex. Gene Ontology annotation, biological process: cristae formation. The coding region runs from base 1 to 1524 and encodes 507 amino acids.
AUGUUAAGAUUCAGGAUAAUUGGUGCCAGGCGGUUAUCAUCUUCUGUGACCCCUGUGACGGUUAGACGGUCUCAUCCAAUUCGGAAUUUUGUUUUAAAGACGGCAUCGGCUGUUUGUUUGUUCUACGGAGCAGGUUUAGCACUUGCUGUCAAUAAUGAUAAGGCUAAUGAAAUAUUUGUAGAGAAUAUCCCUUAUGCCGAGGGUUUAGUUGAUGCUUAUGAGAAUUAUCGCGCUGGAAUAUGGCCUUCUGUUAAUGUGUCCGACGUGACGCGGAAGAUAAAGGACAGCUACAACUAUAUUAGAAAUCCUAUAGGUGGUAUACAAAGAGAGGAGCCGGUUAUGGUAAGGAAGGAACCUACUUUGGCUGCUAUUCCAAGGCAGCCAAUGGCUAAGUUGAUUCUUCCAACAAUUGAGGUUGACGAUAUGCAUUUGGCUGUUAGCGAAUUGGUUAGCUCCUUGAAUGCCUCAAUCCAGGCGGUCAAUGACAAAUGUUUGGAAAUCCCACAGGAGAGUUUUUACGCCAUCUUAGGGUCUUAUGGUGUUAUUGCACAGGCGAUCAAAUCCAUGAACAAUGAGGUUGGUUCCGCAAUUUCGAAGGAACUAACGCAGAAAACUGUUGAAGCAAUGAAAGACUUAAAUGAAAAGUUUGCCCGUGAAAUGAAGACGAAGAGUUUAGAACUUUCCCAAGAGUACAUGAAGAACUUUGAAGCCUUCAAGAAGCAAUUGGAGCAGUCUACGCAAGAGCAAUUACAGGCUGAUCUAAAGGCACAUGAACAAGCUCUUUUAGCAAGACAGCGCAAUGAAGUGGCUCAAUUGUCUAUCAAGCAGGUCGAAGAGUUUAACAAGAUUAUUGAGACUAAGCUUGAGAAGGAAAGAAAUGGCAGACUCGCCAACUUGCAGGAGCUUGACCAGGCUGUUAGCUCCCUAAUCCCUCUUUUCGAGGUCUUGGAACAGCGCGCUGUCAAGAAAGAGUGCUUAACGCAAUUGAACAACGUAGUAAACUCACUCAGAACAAAGCUAUCCCUGGCUUCUGACACUCCUGUCGACUUGGCCCAAGAUAUUCAAAAAUUAAGAUCUCUCACCGACGUUUUGCCAACUGAGUCCAAGUGCUGUUCUAAUCCUUCGUUAAUAGAAAUUGCCGUUUCAGAGUUAGAGUCCAAAAAUAGCUACCAAGUUGCGUCCCAGGAACAGCUCUACAACAGAUGGCUGCUACUACAACCAGAGCUCAAGACGACUUCCCUUCUACCACCAAAUGCCGGUUUCUUGGGUCACUUGACUGCAAGACUAUUCUCUACUCUGCUCUUCACCAAAGAGGGCUUCUCAACAACCAGGGACAUGGACUCUAUCAUUGCCAGGGUUACCGAGAACUUGCGUACCAAUAGAUUGGACAAGGCAUUAGGCGAUGUGGUAGAUAUGACAGGAUGGUCUAGAAAAUGUACAGAAGACUGGAUCCACCUAGCACGCCAAAGAUUGGAGGUUCUAGCUUUGAUUGAUGUGAUUGACUCUGAAAUCAAGACAUUGUAA